This is a messenger RNA of Rubroshorea leprosula, 1000 nucleotides long. NCBI's taxonomy places the organism in Eukaryota, Viridiplantae, Streptophyta, Magnoliopsida, Malvales, Dipterocarpaceae. The record is from the annotation of a GenBank genome assembly.
UGCAUGAUAUGGCGAAUCCUCCAAUUAUAUAUCAUGAUUUAAAAUCCUCAAAUGUCUUGUUAAAUGAAGAUAUGAACCCAAAACUAUCUUAUUUUGGAUUAUCUAAGUUUUUUGGAGACAAAAUGCCCAUGCAAUCAAGGGCGAUGGAGACUUAUGGAUAUUGUGCGCCUGAGUAUUCAGGAUUAGGUCAGCUCAUCAGCAAAGCAGAUGUCUAUAGUUUUGGAGUUGUUUUGCUUGAGCUCAUCACCGGACGAAGAGCUUCAGACACUACAAGACCAAUUGAUGAACAAAACCUAGUUACUUGGGUAGCAGGAAGUCAGUGUUCUCAUCAAGCAACAAAAGCAGCAGGAAAUCACAUGACAGCAACAGCAGCAAGGAGUCACAUGAAGAAAGUGCUUCUCUACGCCGCAAAAACACUAAGAAGUCUAAGGCGGAGGGCAGCCGAAGAUCAAAGGAUGGUAAAGCUCCAAUUGAUCGAAAUAGUAGCAGAGAAUCAUAUGAUGGAAGUGAAUGCUCAAGCUCAAACAGGAAAAGCAGAAGGAGAUUCCGAAAACGAAGUGCUUCUCAUGAGAGCAACAGCAAGGAAAGUCCUCGCAUAGAUCGCAAUAGCAGCAAAGGAUCACAAGAGGGAAGUGUACAUUCAUCAUGAGAACCUCCAUCCACAUUCCAUUUCCACCCCUGACCAUGCUUGCUUAUAUUGCCUUUGCAAUUUACGAAGAUUUGGGUAGGCAGUAUGAUUGGCUAUAUGUUUUGCUCCAAAUGCAAACUGGAAAAUUUAAGUUUUUUUUUCUCUUCAUUUUUUUUCAUUUCAAUGUUUUGAUCUGUGUCUUCACAAACGGAGAAACCUCCCUUAUAUUGAUUAGUUCAAAUCAAAUACAAAGCCAUUUGAGAAACUUUGCGUCUGUGUGCUCUUUGGGGGAAGAGAAGCUGAGAAAGUGAUUAUGUAUGGCUUGGUGGAACUAAAUGAGGAAGAAUGUUAUCAUAAAUGUCAUAUGAAUUA